AUGGAAGAAAAAAAGAAAGUAGAAAUUUAUGGCUCAAGUGUUGCAGGAAACAUCUUUGUUAAAAAAAAUCAAGACUCAAUCGAAUUUAUAUUAAAAGCAAAUAAAAUCGAAUUUUCUUUUGUCGAUGUAGCAGCUGACGACGAUAAACAAAAAUAUAUGAAAAGAAAGAAUGGAGGUGAAAAACGAUUACCCCAAAUUUUUGUGGGUGGUGAAUAUAAAGGGGAAUUAUCACAAAUAAGAGGAUAUGCAAGCAAAAAGAAGAAAAAAAGAGCACCAUUUGUUCCUGCUAAUGCGCUUCCCUUUCUUGAUGCCGUGUCUGUGAUUAAGGCAAUGGAAGUAGGAUGGCCAAAUCAUACAUAUGAAGUACAUGUGAAAUUAGGAUUUGAAAAAGGAGUACAAAAUGUUCGUGUUCAAGAAGCUUUGGAUGCAGGAGCAACUGUAGUGGGUGGUGAAGAAAUUGUAGCCGAAAUACAACAAGGAACAUUUAAAUUUGGAGAAAUUGACAGAUGUCUAGCUACACCAGAUAUGCUUCCAGCAGUUUCAAAGAUUGCCAGAAUUUUAGGUCCCAAACAAUUAAUGCCUACAUUAAAGAAAGGAACUGUAACAGAUGAUAUUAAAGGUGCUAUUAGAGAAAUGGCUGGAAAAUUUGAAUUUAAAAAUGAUAAAGCUGGAAUUAUUCAUGCGGAAAACAUACGGGUUCUUUUAAAUGAAAUAGAUGAACAAGGAAAAGCUCAUUUAUCAAAAUCAAAAUCACGUCCCAAAAGUAUCAUUAGUGAAGUUUGUUUAAAUGCCACGAGAGCUCCAGGAAUCUAUAUACUUGAUUAUAAAGAUAUAAUGUCGGGUGAAAAAUUAAAAUUUAUGGAAUUAAAUUAUCAAGAUUUAAGUCUAAUGAUAGUAUUUGACCAUAAAAUUGAUAAUAUAACAAUUGAAAUAGAUGUUGAGAUAACAGAUAAAGAAUAA
This is a messenger RNA of Diversispora eburnea, 960 nucleotides long. NCBI's taxonomy places the organism in Eukaryota, Fungi, Glomeromycota, Glomeromycetes, Diversisporales, Diversisporaceae. The record is from the annotation of a GenBank genome assembly.